This is a messenger RNA of Ilyonectria robusta, 1040 nucleotides long. RefSeq names its product Glyoxalase/Bleomycin resistance protein/Dihydroxybiphenyl dioxygenase. The coding region runs from base 267 to 791 and encodes 174 amino acids. The transcript is spliced from 2 exons. Gene Ontology annotation, biological process: L-methylmalonyl-CoA metabolic process. The record is from RefSeq and is a predicted model, not a curated record. NCBI's taxonomy places the organism in Eukaryota, Fungi, Ascomycota, Sordariomycetes, Hypocreales, Nectriaceae. Gene Ontology annotation, molecular function: methylmalonyl-CoA epimerase activity.
CGAAACUUGAGUUAUAUGUCAUCUCCGCGGGGCUAUGUUAAGGCGGGGCUGUAUGAAGAGGGAAUCCUCCGACCCGGGAGUCAUCACACAUCAGCCGAGACAGAGGUUGCGAACUUGCGUCAUCUCGCAACAGAGGUUAUCAACUGAGGAAACUGAGAGAUAAAAGGGCAAGGGAUCGCCAGCUUUAGGAUUGGCACUCUCGAUCAAUAGUCAGAGAACCAACAAAGAAACUCAACUCUUCUGAAGCAUUGCAUUAGCCAUCCAACAUGAAAUUCCAGCUCCUCUCUACUCUCUUCUUCGCCAUGUUGGCUACUACCGCUGCGAGCGCUGCUCCCGAGAAUCCACUUCACCACUCUGCAAUUCGCGCUUCUGUCGUUCCAUCCAAGCUUCGUUUUGGACACAUUGGCCUGUCGGUUUCAAACAUAACCCUCGAAACCCAAUGGUAUCGAGAAGUCCUGGGCUUCAAGUAUACCGAGACAGAGAUUGUCGGUAGCAACCUGACCAGGCAGUUUGUCAUGCUCAAGAACGCCGCCGACGUCCGUGUCGAGUUCCGACAGGAUGUUGGCUCGACCUCGGACGGAAGAAACCCGACCAACGUCACCGAGCUGGGAAAUGUGCGUGGUAUUUUCAACUGGUCCCUCCAGGUUGACGAUGUCGAUGCCAUUUACCGGAAAUUGAUUGCUGCUGGCGUUGAAAUUUUCCAGGAGCCGGUCGAUGUGCCGACACGUGUUCGAUUUUGCAUGAUUCGCGAUCCCGAGGGCAACAUUAUUGAGCUUAUUCAGCAUCUGUGAAAUUGAGCCAGCGAAGCGACUUGUCAGAGAGAGACAUGGGACGGAUAUUGCAUGGACUACCGAAGGGUCUCUCGAAGUACAGUCUCAACCGGAGUAUCGGUGAGAGAUGUCUGAGUGCAGAUUGUGUUUUUCCAGACAGUAAAUAAACACAAUGAGAGGGGAGGAGCUAGUAUUGAGACUAGCUAAGCCUUUUUUUUUUUCGUUAGGGUUGUUGGUUCAUAUCUUUAGUGUUGCGUAUGGGGUUCAAAA